Messenger RNA from Aspergillus caelatus, 1600 nucleotides. Its product is annotated as GrpB family protein. The transcript has a single exon. Bases 743 to 1339 code for a protein of 198 amino acids. The record is from RefSeq and is a predicted model, not a curated record. Lineage: Eukaryota; Fungi; Ascomycota; Eurotiomycetes; Eurotiales; Aspergillaceae.
GUGUGUUCUCCGCGGGUAACGUGGAAUCAAUAAUACACCUCCAAGGUUAUCGUCGGCAUCUUCCAGUGAGGCCCAAGUCACCUGCAUGGUAAAUAACGUAAUCGAAGUAUGUCUCUCUCGCUGUUCCCCGACAACAAGACCUUUUGAUACUUCUAACCCCAAGAUGCCAUUUGGGAUAAUUAUUAUGCAGGAAUGGUUUGUUAGCUUUUCUGAUGGCCGCGUUGGUUGGAUUGUUGGGUAUGAAUGACUUUUUCAAAAGUGCAAUGUCCACAUGUAGGUACAUGGACAGAAAAGGUAUUGCUUAAGUGAAGGCUUUAUAGCUGGAAGGGUUCAAGUUUUUGUCCAGCCGAAAUCGAACAUCUACUGAUCUAAGCAGACAUGAGAAUAUCGAUCGUUCAAUGCGACUGUGAUGCCGGGAAACAAGUUGGUGUGCUAAGAAGCAUAGAAGUUCGUGACAUCGAAUCGCUGAAGACCAGUAUACGGAGACAAUAUGGUCCGAUAUGGAAGUCCCUUGUUCUCUUAAGAAUCCAGGGAAAUGGCUAUACCUUAUUGUUACUAGCCGCACUCCAGUUAUUGGGUGCCUAAUACGAGUCUUGGGGAGGGGGGAAAGAUUGAUCUUAUUCUGAGUCAUCCAGCUUAUGCAAUCUUGCGCAAAACUGUCCUCAGGAUCACUGGAAGCAUGAUCUAGCUGCAACAUCAUCGGUAGAAUACAUAUUACCAUAAGACAUUGCUUGCUACCAGGAUGCCCUCCACGAGUGAGAUUAAAGUGUUGUCUCAAGAGCCGGCCGUCGAAAUCGUUUCAACUCGGCCGCAAAAGUUGAUUGAGAUCGUGGAGCCGGAUCCAACAUGGCCGGAAGCGUUUGCGAUUAUUGCACGCCGGAUCGCUGGCUCCCUUGGCAAUCGACUUCUUUCUAUUGAGCACGUCGGGUCAACCAGCGUGCCAAGUUUACCAGCCAAAGCGGUUAUCGAUGUUGACGUCGUUGUUGCUGAUCCCACGGCAGAAGACUCCUACGUGCCCGCCCUUGAGGCUGCGGGCUUUCAGUUCUUGCUUCGCGAACCUGGCUGGCAUGACCAUCGCCUUUUCGGUUCCAAUGAACCAUAUGCGAAUAUCCAUAUAUUCGGUCCGAAUAGCGCGGAACUCAUUCGCCAUCGACUGUUCCGUGACUGGUUGCGCAAUCAUGAGGACGACCGCCAAAGGUAUGCAGAUAUCAAACGGCAGGCAGCUGCCGCUAGUCGAUUGGCUGGGGAGACCGUGAUGGAAUAUAAUGCCCGCAAGCAACCCGUGGUGCUUGACAUCCUCCAGAAAGCUCUCAAGGAGCACGGGUACGUGGACGAUUAAAACCCCGACGAGUAAAGAGAUACAUCAUUAGAUAGGUUGCUGUUUUACUGUGGAAAGCAAUGAACGAUGAGGUUGGUUGGAGCGCAAGCCGGUUCUUCGGUCUCGUUUGGCUGGUACACAUAUUCAUAUAUAUCGAAGAUUAGGGAACUAUAUUUCAAUUUUGAAUCGCGUACGGGUAAUCUCUAGUAAGUGAAUUAGGUGAGAUGAGAAUGUAUCUAACAUGUCGGAGGUAAAUCAACGUCCGACCGGCGCAUGGACUCC